AUGCCUUCGAAUUCCAUACAAGUGAAGAGCUCACCUUCGAGUCCAAGAAGCAACGGACCUAAGGGCUGCUCUGGAAUGGACUCGUGCAAUUAUCUCGGAGGACCUUUUCGGCGAGACCUACGCCAACCUCCACGUUCAUGCUCUUUGACGCGGGUUUUACGACGUCCUGUUUCGAGCCGGCCUUAUUCCCGGCGUCGACGUCCUGUGGUAUCGAAUCGAAAGGAGGCUGGGGCCGUCGAUGGGACUUUUCCUCGUGAGUUGGGGGUAACGCACUCGAGCAAUGUGCCGGUCCUGGCAGACCAAGAGAACACGCUGCUCAGUGGCUGGAAUCAAGGCUUCCCGGCCUUCAUCAAGGGCGACAAA
Messenger RNA from Pyricularia grisea, 363 nucleotides. RefSeq lists its product as uncharacterized. The annotation marks the transcript as partial. NCBI's taxonomy places the organism in Eukaryota, Fungi, Ascomycota, Sordariomycetes, Magnaporthales, Pyriculariaceae. The transcript has 2 exons. The record is from RefSeq and is a predicted model, not a curated record.